AUGGAAUUUUUGUCGCGUGCUAUAUUAAGUCGUUCAGAAUCCACGCAAAUCCUCUGUGAAAUGAGUCAAAUCGAUGAAAGCACGCUUGACAUUCAGCAAACUGAAGACGGGGUCUUGGGCCGACUGUUUGUUUUCUCGUCAACAUCUCCCCAAACAGCUAUAAGUAUAAGAAAGUACGAAGACGUGACUGUAGGACGUGGAAACACCAAUACGUAUCAACUAAUUCAAUCGACGGCAAGUUAUAGACACUUUAGAGUCUAUUCAGUGCUUGUAGAUGAUGAUAUGGAUCCAUUGGUUUACUGUGAAGACUUAAGCUCCAAUGGUACAUUUUUGAAUCACUGUCUCAUUGGUAAAGGAAAUGUAGUAUUAUUAUCUGACGGUGACAUUUUAGAUGUUCGUCAUUGCGCUUCCUUUUUAUAUCAGCAGAAAAAUAUAACAGAUGAUGACUAUCAUCAUGAGUAUGAUGGUGAUGAAUUUAGUAUUACCCAUCGUCUACUUGGUACUGGAGGGUUUUCGCGUAUUUACAUGGCGAUUGAAAACAAAACAGGAAGACAAUAUGCUUGUAAGAUCAUUGAUAAGAAAAAGGUGUCUUCUACUCGCUUUUAUGACGAUCAUGAAGUUUCCAUUCUGAAAAAACUAAAUCAUCCCAAUAUCGUUCAUGUAGCUAUGGACUACAACUCUGAAAACCAAUUCUUUAUCUUUGAAGAAUUGGUUACAGGCGGCGAUUUGUUUAGUUAUCUGACCAAGAUGGGAACAGUUCCUGAAGUGACAUGCUUGUUUAUUAUGUACCAGAUGCUACAAGCAUUAGGUUAUCUACAUUCUCAAAACAUUGCGCAUCGAGACUUGAAAUUAGAAAACAUAUUAAUUGUUUCUUCAAACGACAGCGUGUUCCGAAUCAUUUUGACUGACUUCGGUGUUGCCAGAUGUAUGGAAAAGGGGAAAAGAAUGUCGACAUUUGUGGGCACCUUGGAAUACACGGCCCCAGAAAUAAGAGACUUGAAAGGUCGCAGCAGGCGUUGCAAAGAAAUGAAUAUGGGGUAUGGCAAAGAGGUAGAUAUAUGGAGCCUAGGAAUCAUCAUGUAUUUGCUUCUUUCAGGAAAUUCUCCUACGUUUUCCUCGGAUGGGACUAUAGUAUUUGAAGACGAGGUCUGGAAAACUAUUUCUAGACAAGCUAAAGAUUUAAUUUCUUCUUUUCUGCAAAAACUCCCAAUUCAACGUCCAACAGUCCAGGAAGCAGAAGAACACCCUUGGUUUUUUAGACACAAAUCUCGGUUGGAAAAAUUGUAUAAAACUCGAAUUCUUAAACAAUAUCCAUUAUGAAUCAUUUAAACACAUUUACACUCAAACUAGAAACUUUGAAGAAAAGAAGGGCUAUUCAUGCUUAACGUUUUCAAAACUUGGUUAUAAUUUAUUACGUACUUCAAACUUCGUAAGCUAUGCUUAUGAAACGAACUUGAAUAAAAUGGGG
Messenger RNA from Schizosaccharomyces cryophilus OY26, 1468 nucleotides. Its product is annotated as CAMK/RAD53 protein kinase Mek1. Gene Ontology annotation, cellular component: cytoplasm; nucleus. NCBI's taxonomy places the organism in Eukaryota, Fungi, Ascomycota, Schizosaccharomycetes, Schizosaccharomycetales, Schizosaccharomycetaceae. The record is from RefSeq and is a predicted model, not a curated record. Bases 1 to 1320 code for a protein of 439 amino acids. Gene Ontology annotation, biological process: meiotic recombination checkpoint signaling; protein phosphorylation. The transcript has 3 exons. Gene Ontology annotation, molecular function: protein binding; protein serine/threonine kinase activity; ATP binding.